AUGCAAUCAGAUAUCUUCGAUACAAUUUUAUGGGACUCCCAAAGUUCGACUGCAGCCAUUCGGAAACCGGCCGAGAAUGCACCAGUUAAAAACUACACAGCAUCGGAGAUCACCUGUAACAUCAAUACAUCGAAAGCUACCCAAACCAUCGCCAUUGCCGCGGGCAGUAUGAUAACCAUGGCGCUAGGAGAGAAUAAAACCAUUUAUCAUCCCGGACCGAUGUCUAUUUACCUGGGCAAGGCACCUGGAAAAGUUGUUGACUGGGAUGGAACAGGAAAGCGAUGGUUCAAGAUUGCUGAAUGGGGCCCAACUUUGAAUCCAUUUGGAUUUAAUAAUAUACUCGGAAAAAGUAAAUUCACUGUAAAGAUUCCUAAAGAGGUCCCUUCUGGAGAGUACCUGGUCCGGACUGAGCAGAUCGCGCAGCACAUUCCGGGUUAUCCUGAGUUCUUUGUGUCCUGUGCACAGCUCAAGAUUACCGGAGGAGGUACAGGGAGUCCAUCAAAAGUUUCGAUUCCAGGCCAUCUCUCUAGAAAAAAUGACCCCGACCUGUUUGUUGAUAUCUAUUGGCCAGUACCCAAGAAAUACAAGGCAAGGAAGAAUUUUUACAAAUUGGCAUUUGAUGGACUAACCGCGCAUUUGUUAGGUUCCGGGUCCGCCCGUGUACCCAGGAUUUUCGAAGUGAUACCACCUCUAAGUUGUCAAGUGUAA
Messenger RNA from Psilocybe cubensis, 708 nucleotides. RefSeq lists its product as uncharacterized. Bases 1 to 708 code for a protein of 235 amino acids. The record is from RefSeq and is a predicted model, not a curated record. The transcript has 4 exons. Lineage: Eukaryota; Fungi; Basidiomycota; Agaricomycetes; Agaricales; Agrocybaceae.